Notothenia coriiceps (black rockcod) is the source of this 1371-nucleotide messenger RNA. It is a transcript of the gene hdgfl2, whose product is annotated as HDGF like 2. The record is from RefSeq and is a predicted model, not a curated record. The coding region runs from base 165 to 1370 and encodes 401 amino acids. The transcript has 11 exons. NCBI's taxonomy places the organism in Eukaryota, Metazoa, Chordata, Actinopteri, Perciformes, Nototheniidae. Gene Ontology annotation, molecular function: histone H3K27me3 reader activity; histone H3K9me2/3 reader activity.
CCGCUUGUUCUCGCGGUAACGUUAGUAUACUGUUAGCUUAGCUAGCUAACACCAUCGUUUCUAGGUUUCGUGUCGACCUGAAAAAAACAGCAAACCGAGAGAGACACAGGAAGGCUACGCCGCCGAAUACUUUCUAAAUCCCGGCUGCACCGAGGAGUGGGACAAUGCCGCACAGCUUCCAGCCCGGAGACCUGGUUUUCGCUAAAAUGAAGGGGUACCCCCACUGGCCAGCCAGGAUUGAAGAUGUGGCUGAUGGGGCAGUGAAACCACCUCCUAAUAAAAUCCCAAUUUUCUUCUUUGGGACACAUGAGACAGCAUUCCUUGCAGCAAAGGACCUUUUUGCCUAUGAAAAGUACAGCGAACGCUAUGGAAAGCCCAACAAAAGGAAGGGGUUCAAUGAAGGUUUAUGGGAGAUCCAGAACAAUCCACAUGCAUCCUACAGCGCACCGCCAGCACAGUUAGGGAGUCCUGAUGGCCAGCAGUCUAAGCCGGCCAGCUCAUCUGACAGUGAGGGCAACGAUGCCGGGCGAGGAAGUGAUGAAGAUGAAGACGAGGGAGAAGCAGCCCCAGCGCCUAAGAAAGCAGAUUCAGCUAGUGUGGUGGACUCAGAUUCUGGGAGUGAAGAUGAAGGAAAGGGAGUAGCUGUGAAGAGAAAGCCACCUCCUGCUAAGCGGCCUCCACCUUCAAAAAAGGCUCGUGGCUCGUCCAGUGAGCCAGACAAACAGGAGAGUGGAUCUGACUCAGAACCCACACCUUCAGAGUCUGAGUCCGGCAAGAAUAGUGACCAGGAUUUUACUCCAGAGAAGAAAGCGGGUGGUGGAGGACGAGGUGGACCGAAAGCAGGAGGCAGAGGGAAGAACAAGAAGGGUAUGUCUGGCUCAGACUCGGACUCAGGAUCAGAACCAGAGAAGAAAGCAGCUGGUGGAGGACGAGGUGGACCGAAAGCAGGAGGCAGAGCAAAGAACAAGAAGGUUGUGUCUGGCUCAGACUCGGACUCAGGAUCAGGAUCAGAACCAGAGAAGAAAGCAGCUGGUGGAGGACGAGGUGGACCGAAAGCAGGAGGCAGAGCGAAGAACAAGAAGGGUAUGUCUGGCUCGGACUCAGGAUCAGGAUCAGGAUCAGAACCAGAGAAGAAAGCAGCUGACAGCGAGUCGGAGGACGAGAAGCCUCGACCGGCUGUGUCCGGCUCCGAGUCUCAGUCCGGCUCAAAGUCUGACUCAGACUCAGACCCUCCUCCUAAAAAAGCCCCUCAGGCACGCAAGAAAGCACCCACAGAGAAGCCCGCACCAAAGCCUCGUGCACGGAAACCCAAACCCAAACCCACCCCGGCAAAACGAACACCUUCAUCUUCAUCCGACAGCGACAGGUAAG